Molecule: messenger RNA, 3042 nt
Organism: Drosophila takahashii
Lineage: Eukaryota; Metazoa; Arthropoda; Insecta; Diptera; Drosophilidae
Gene: chm
Product: lysine acetyltransferase chameau
Biological process (GO): negative regulation of DNA-templated transcription; positive regulation of transcription by RNA polymerase II
Cellular component (GO): chromatin; nucleus
Molecular function (GO): transcription coregulator activity; zinc ion binding; histone acetyltransferase activity
Source: RefSeq, a predicted model, not a curated record
GGUCACUCUAAUCAAAACAAUAAAAAAAAACAGGGGUUUUUGUGUACGAAAAUCUAAAUACUUUCUGUGCGCUCCAAAAAUGGCCUUGGAGUCCGGCAGCAGCAGCUCGGAGUCGGGCAGCUCCUCCACCAGCGGAUCCUCAAGCGGUUCGGAGACGGGCAGCAGUUCGGACACGGAUUCCAGCAGUGCGACGCCCGAGGAGAAGCCAUCCACGAAUUCCUCCGCCAAAUCUCAGACGCAAACGCAGCAACAAACGAAUGCGGGGAAUGCACUGAGAAGAAAGCCUGCUCCUCCGGCGGCGGAGGAGAAAAGCAAGGGCCCAGCAGCAUCUUCCAGCAAAAAACCGGUGAAUCCCCCGAAAAGUCGCCUCUCUAGUGACGACGAUGAGGAGGUGAACACCGCGCCGCCGGCCAAGAAGAACGCCCGCUCCCUAGGCAGUUCCACUGUAACAGCGGCAGCUGCUGCCUCGUCGGCCAGAAGGAAACCCCCUUCAACGGGCAACAAGCCCAGCAGCAAUCCAGCCAACAAGCCCGGCAACAAUCCAGCCAACAAACCCGGCAAUCCUCCCCAGCGACCGGCAAACAACACAAACAGAUCCCUGGAAAACGGCGAGGGAAAGCGACCCUCGCUCUCCUCCUCGUCGAACAGCACGGAUGACUCGAUGAAGAUUGUCAAAAACGGCCGCAAGGUUCCCCUGAAAAUGGCCAGCACGGUGAGGCCGAAACAAAUCAGGGGAAAACUGCCACCGGCCAAGAAAAACGGCGGAGGACCGGCGAUCAGUAGUGACGGCAGUUCGGGAUCCGAAAGUGGCUCCAACUCGGGCGACGAAUCCAGUUCCGGGAGCGAUUCGGAGGGCAGCGAUUCCAGCAACUCCUACAGCUCGCAGCAAGUCAAGGGAGGAGCAAAAGGCAAAAGAAGCGGACCAAGUAAAAUCCAAAACUCCGACAGCGAAGAGGAGCGAAAAGACAAGGCGAAUCCCAUGAGGAAACUCACUCGAUCGCUCAGCAUGCGAAGAACCAAACAGCAGCCCAAGCAGGACACCGAUUCCGAAUCCGACGGAGACCUAGAAGAUGACAAACUUCUGGUAUCCAAAAGUCCCGCCAAAAAGCCAGCACCCUCGAAUUUGAACGCCAGCAAAAGCAAGGUGAAAAGGGAGUCUAUAGGAAUUAGCAGUGGCGUCCUGAGCUCCAUUAAAUCCCGCCCCGUGUCACCGAUAACGCAGACGGAGAAAAAGUGCCCCAUCGAGGGCUGCGAUUCAUCCGGACACCUGAGUGGCAAUUUGGACAAGCACUUCCUGCCGGAGGCCUGUCCCAUUUACCACAACAUGUCCGCCUCCGAGUGCAAAGAGCGGGCUAAUGAGAGGAAACUGAGGAAUGAGCAGCGCCUAAAGAUGCCCGUCAACAUAGUCACGGCCCCCGGUAAUCAGCACACCAAUCUCAAGACGCUCUCGCCUGAGCAGCGCGAAUUUCUGGCCAAAAUUCGCGAAUCCAGAGCUAACUUUAGGCCGGCCAAUAACAAUUUUCUGGACUCGAAGGUUAAGCUGGAAAAAGACGUCACGGAUGAGGACCGAGAACCAAAUCUGACUGGCCUGGUGCCCGACUACGAUCUGCAAUUGUUCCGGGAAGCUCAAGCUCAGGCCUCCGAAAGGAUAGAAGACGAACUGAAGGAUCUGCCUGUGGGAAAGGGAAUAAAAUACAUCAGCAUGGGCAAAUACAAGAUGAAGGUAUGGUACCAAUCUCCGUAUCCCGACGACGCCGCCCGCCUACCCAAAAUGUAUAUCUGCGAGUUCUGCCUGCGCUACCAAAAAUCAGAGACUGGCAUUAAGCGGCACGCUGAAAAGUGCGUCUGGCGGCAUCCGCCGGGCGAUGAGAUAUACCGCAAGGGAAAGCUGCAGGUGUGGCAAGUGGACGGAAAGCGUUACAAGCAAUACUGUCAACAUCUGUGUCUGCUGGCUAAGUUCUUCCUGGAUCACAAAACCCUCUACUACGAUGUGGAGCCCUUCCUGUUCUACAUUAUGACGCUGGCCGAUGUGGACGGAUGUCACAUAGUCGGUUAUUUUAGCAAGCAUAUUCCUUUCCUGCAGGAGAAGAAUUCCUUUUACAAUGUUUCCUGUAUUUUAACAUUGCCGCCAUAUCAGAGGAAAGGUUACGGGAGAUUACUCAUCGAUUUCAGCUAUCUGUUGACCCGCGUGGAGGGAAAAAUUGGAUCGCCGGAGAAACCUUUAUCCGAUCUCGGCCUCAUUUCGUACCGCUCGUACUGGAAGGACGUACUUUUGGACUACCUGUGCAAUCGCUCUGGAAAUACGAUCGCUAUCAAGGAUGUAUCGCAGGAAACGGCGAUUUACUCAUAUGACAUUGUGAGCACCCUUCAGGCUCUGGGCAUGAUGAAGUACUGGAAGGGCAAGCACAUAGUCCUCAAGAAGCAGGACGUUCUGGACGAGUACGAGGAGAGGGUGAAGCGAAGAGGAAGCUUCCCCAAGAUCGACGACUCCUGCUUAAGAUGGCAGCCUUUUAUCAAUAUCCAACCGAGUGCAUCUCCAUAACCACGUGGUUGGAAGCAUGCCAGAGCAUGCUUUGCGGACGCCGAUGACGAUGUCGAAUCCUUGGCCCCGAAUUCCUGAUUUCAGAGAUUUUAUUUUUGGGUGGACUUCUAAUAACCAAAUCUCCAAUCCUCGUCAAUCUUGGUAGCCUCUUGUAAUUUGGUGUGCUGAUCAAGAAGAUCAGAUAUUAACUUUUUGAAAUGAUUAUUGUUUGCAUUUAUCUCAGCCGAUAUAUGCCUUAAUGUAGAAUAAUUAUUGUAAAAAUAUUUCUUAAACCAAGAUGCAUGAGAAUAUCAAGAUUUUCCACGAUUAGACGAUGGUGUUUUUUAGAAGCUUUUAUCUCAACUUUUUUAAUAUUCGUUAGUAGAUCUUAAGGCCAGCCUAUAGUAUUUGUACGUGUCUGUGUCUGUACUUGUUGGUAGUUAAGAAUUUUAGUAAUUAGCAACCUAAGCUACAUAGUGAAAUUCUCAAAAGAAAAAAAGAAUAAAAAGAUAAGAAAAAUA